ACACCCAGCCACCCGAAAGCUGGGAGCCCCCACGGGGGACCACAGAACAAGAGCACCCCAUCCCUGCCCAUCGCCUGCCUCGCUUCCCUCUCAUCCUCUCCGGGUACAGCCCAGAACGCAUCAGCUGCCAGGGUUCUGGGUGGCCAGACGCCUGAGCCGACUGAGUCCGAGAAAGGACAAGGGUACGCAACUCCCUCCCAGCGAGGUGCGUGGAACGUCCCCUUUUAGUCCAGUAGGCAACUGGGAUGCCUAGUUCCUUGCCCGCGGGUGCAGUCUGGAGCUUCUAGGGAGCUCGCGGAGUUGCUCCCCCAAGCUGCUGGCACCGGUGUCUCUUCUCCCGCCAAUCGGGACGCUGCCGCCUCGACCUCAGCUAGCUGCAACUAAGUGGAGUUGGCCUCCCUGCCCACCUGUGGAAGAAGCUAGCACCGACUGAUGCGCCAACAACUCCCCCACCCCCUUGGCCUUCUAGCCGUCCCCUCCCACUAAUGCAGCAUCACCCUGUGAAUUACAUUAGGGUGGUUUUCCCCCCCAGCCUCAGGCUUUGUUUGGGUUUGAUUGUGUUUGGCUCUUCGCUAAGCUGAUUUAUGCAGCAGAGCUCCAUCGGCUGGGGAGAAACAAAAGCUCUUUUCUUUGUCUGGGAGCAGACUGUGGAGCCUGUACUUGCUUCGCCCCCGCGGGCCGUCGGCUGUCCAAGGAGGUGCUUUUGGUUGAGACUGCAAGCCCCGCUGUGCGGAGCUGGGAGGGCCUUAGGGGCCCUGAGAUGCAGAGAGCUGCCCUGGCCCAAAUACCUGUAUCGCCUACUCAGAGCACCUGGGUCGGUCAACCCGGACGGUCUAAAAGGUCCUAGGGACUCUCAGCCCACGGGCCUUAAGGUGCGCUCUCAAGUCGAGAGAGCGCAUCAGAAAAGCAACUAGGCAGUAGGCACGGGGCGGGCUGCUUUGCAUUAUGUGCGGCUCGGCCCUGGCUUUUCUGACUGCUGCACUGCUCUCCCUGCACAACUGCCAGCGAGGUCCAGCCUUGGUUCUUGGGGCGGCCUGGGUAUUUUCACUUGUUCUCGGAUUGGGCCAAAGUGAACACAAUAGAUGUGGCUCUGCAAAUGUGGUCUCCUGUGCAAGAUGCCUCCAGCUGGGUCCGGAAUGUGGAUGGUGUGUUCAAGAGGAUUUUGUUUCAGGUGGAUCAAGAAGUGAACGUUGUGAUACUGUUUCCAAUUUGAUAAGCAAAGGCUGUCCAGUUGAUUCAAUAGAAUACCUGUCUGUGCAUGUAGUAACAUCAAGUGAGAAUGAAAUUAAUACCCAAGUGACACCGGGAGAAGUCUCAAUCCAACUGCAUCCAGGAGCUGAAGCUAAUUUUAUGCUAAAAAUCCAUCCUCUGAAGAAAUACCCCGUGGAUCUUUAUUAUCUGGUUGAUGUGUCAGCAUCAAUGCACAAUAAUAUAGAAAAAUUGAAUUCCGUUGGAAAUGAUUUAUCUAAAAAAAUGGCACUUUUUUCCCGUGACUUCCGUCUUGGCUUCGGCUCAUAUGUGGAUAAAACUGUCUCACCAUACAUUAGUAUCCACCCGGAAAGGAUCCACAAUCAAUGCAGUGACUACAAUUUAGACUGUAUGCCUCCCCAUGGAUACAUUCAUGUGCUGUCUCUGACAGAAAACAUCACUGAGUUUGAAAAAGCAGUCCACAGACAAAAGAUCUCUGGAAACAUAGACACCCCCGAAGGAGGUUUUGAUGCCAUGCUUCAGGCUGCCGUCUGUGAGAGUCAUAUUGGAUGGCGAAAAGAAGCUAAAAGAUUGCUGCUGGUGAUGACAGACCAGACAUCACAUCUUGCUCUCGACAGCAAAUUGGCAGGCAUAGUAGUGCCGAAUGAUGGAAAUUGCCAUCUGAAAAACAAUGUCUACGUCAAAUCAACAACCAUGGAGCAUCCAUCAUUAGGACAACUUUCUGAAAAGUUAAUAGACAACAACAUAAAUGUCAUUUUUGCAGUUCAAGGAAAGCAGUUUCAUUGGUACAAGGACCUUCUGCCCCUUUUGCCUGGUGCCAUUGCUGGUGAAAUAGAAUCAAAAGCUGCAAAUCUCAACAAUUUAGUAGUAGAAGCAUACAAGAAACUCAUCUCAGAAGUAAAAGUGCAGCUGGAAAACCAGGUACACGGUGUCCAUUUUAACAUCACUGCCAUCUGUCCAGAUGGGGCCAGAAAGCCAGGCAUAAGUGGGUGUGAAAAUGUGACAAGCAACGACGAAGUUCUUUUCAAUGUAACAGUUGUGAUGAAAACAUGUGAUAUUAUAGGAGGAAAAAACUAUGCAAUCAUCAAACCUAUUGGAUUCAAUGAAACCACUAAAGUCCACAUAUACAGAAGCUGCAGUUGCCAGUGUGAGGACCACAGAGGACUCAAAGGACAAUGUGCGGAAGCUGCCGCGGAUACCAAGUGUCCUCAGUGUGAUGACAGCAAAUGUCAUUUUGAUGAAGACCAGUUUCCUUCUGAAAGUUGCAAGCCACAGGAGGAUCAACCUGUCUGCAGUGGCCGAGGUGUUUGCAUUUGUGGGAAAUGUUUAUGUCACAAAACCAAGCUUGGAAGAGUGUAUGGCCAGUACUGUGAAAAGGAUGAUUUCUCCUGUCCCUAUCUCCAUGGGGAUGUGUGUGCUGGGCACGGGGAGUGUGAAGGUGGCAGAUGCCAGUGCUUUAAUGGCUGGGAAGGGGAUCGGUGUCAGUGUCCAUCAGCCUCAGCACAGCACUGUGUCAACUCCAAGGGCCAAGUUUGCAGCGGGAGAGGCACCUGUGUGUGUGGCAGGUGUGAGUGCACUGAUCCGAGAAGCAUUGGCCGCCUUUGUGAGCACUGCCCAACCUGCCAUCUCUCCUGCAGUGAAAACUGGAAUUGUCUGCAGUGCCUUCACCCUCACAAUCUGUCUCAGGCUGUCCUUGAUCAGUGUAAAACCUCCUGUGCUGUCAUGGAACAGCAGCGCAUGGACCAAACAUCAGAGUGUUUAUCUGGCCCAAGCUAUCUGCGAAUAUUUUUCAUCAUAUUCAUAGUCACAUUCUUGAUCGGGUUGCUUAAAGUCCUUAUCAUUAGACAGGUGAUACUACAAUGGAAUAGUAAUAAAAUAAAGUCCUCUUCAGAUUACAGAAUGUCUGCUUCAAAAAAGGAUAAACUGAUUCUGCAAAGUGUUUGCACAAGAGCUGUAACCUACAGACGAGAAAAGCCUGAGGAAAUAAAAAUGGAUAUCAGCAAACUAAAUGCUCAGGAGGCUUUCAGGUGCAACUUCUAAAGAAAAAUUAACAAACAAACAAAAACUAUUGGAAGUUGGAUGCUUUUACACAAUUUAUUCUAGCAAGUAUAAUAUAAAAAAGUCACAGGAGGAGACGAAUUAUUGAAGAGUGUGCCAUGAAGACUGGCAAGUGUCUUCAUAACCAUAUGAUUUACUCAGCUGCUGAAGUUUUCAGUGAACUUUGUGUCUUACUACUGUUGGAGACUAGUGUUGUAGCACUUUACUGUAAUAUAUAACUUAUUUAGAUCAGCAUAGAAUGUAGAUCAUCUGGAAAGCACUGAUUACACUUUACAGGUACCUGUCAUCCCUGCGCUUCUCAGACAGACACACGGCUAUGGAGCAGGUUGCAUGGUGUCACCACCACAGAGCAGUGAUCCUUGUGCACAACCUGCUGAUGAAAAGCAUCCAGGAGUAAUUGAAAGUAAUCAACCACACAUAACAAUUGGCAUUGUCUAGCUGUGCACAACCAGUUGAGUAAGGGUUAGGGUUUCAUUAGAGUUGGGGUGUACAGAUAAACUUUAACCUAAGUGGUGUUGCUUUUGAAGCUGUGCAGUUUUGUGCAUGCACUGGUCUGUUUUCUUCCCCUUUGAAGCUGCGUGGUUUUGUGCAUGUACAAGUCUGCGUUCUUCUCUUUUGAAAAAUGGAUUUUGACUCCUAUAUCCUUUUCUUUUUGAAUUUAAAUUCUGUUUUUCUUUUUUUGGAAUAAGUUUAUAAUGUCACAAAUGACUGGAUUAAAUAAGUGCUAAGUUACUACUGCCAUAGAAACCUAUAUGACAAUGUAGGUGUCAUGACAAUGUCACUUUAUUAGAAUACUGGUUUUUAAAGCUGAAUGUUAAUAAGGGUCACUGUAAGGUGUCAUCUAAGUCCAUAGCUUUUUUGUCUGAAGAUAGGUUAUAUUUUCUUGCCUGUCAAACUGGAUGUAUUGUUUCACUCUGUCAUUGAUCUAACCUGUAGCCUGAAAUCCACAAGGUGUCUACAAAACUGCUUCAAGCAGAGUACCUUCUUUUCUGAGUAUUUUCUCUUGAUUUUUUACUCCAAGAUGAUGUCAACAGUUUUCAAAUGGAAAGCUGUAUUAUUCUUGCCCUCCUGUGCACCCUAAGGGCAUUCCUUGAAUUAUUCCAACCCUAUUCAUGAAAACUCACAAAAGUAUAAAAUUGAUCAAGUGAGGGUAAUAUCUUGGAAACAAGCUAAUCCUCCCCCAUUUUGUUAGCCAGGAAAUGGAGGCUCAGAAAAUUAAAAUGAUUUCACAAAAACACAGAUGCAAAGAAAUGACAGUAUCAGAGAAGAACUGUCUUCCAAUUAUAGGUCAGCAUUGGACAAUAAUAUUCUACCUCUUGAAUCUGCAAAAUAUCCAUGGAAAAAUUUAAAAUAUGAUUUAUUCAAGUCCUGAGUAUUUUUCUUGAGAAUAUUUCAAAGCAAAGUAAGAAAGGGAACUGUGCAUAAGCAGCUUCUAGUUUUUCCCCACCUUCUGAUAAGGCUUUGGUGCAGCCCUUCCCUCCACAGUGGCUACAAGAACAACCCUCCUGGAGCUGAUCAUGACUCAGCUUUGAUCCAGAGGCUCAUGACUUGAAUUCUACAUUUUAACAGUCUUUUGUGUAGCAAGUGUCUCACCAGUGACAACAGAGGAAUCUAAAGAGUGUCUCUCCUCAGUUUGCUGCUCUCCAGCACUUGAAAGUCCUAGAUAUCAGCAUGUUGAUGAAGUCUAGCCUCCAUUGGGUCUUAUACCCUGGGGCCUGGAAAGCUGGAAAGUUAUUCUCUAGCCAGCACAAAUGUGUCCCUUAGCAGAGCAAUGGCAGUGCUCUUGACUUGAGUGCUUAUUCUCCCUCAACAGGAGAUGGACAUUGUCAAAAUACUGUGACUGUGUCUAAAAGAAACUGUGCUCACUAAAGCUGAUGUGAAAAUCCUACUUUGCUGCUCAGAACUGGAUCCUUUUAUAAAUACAUAAAUUAAUGGAUGCUUGGUAGUCCCUCCCCACCCCAAAGGAAGAUAUCCAUUAAUUAAAUGCUAACAACUCAAAAGUGAGCAGUGUUUAUGAACAAUAAUUUCCACAUGAAAUGAGCAAAAGAGCAUACUCAAAGAGAAUCCUUGAAAAACAAAAAUUUGUACAUUUUUAGGCCCUCACUAGUUUGCACUAAUUUUAAGAUUGAUCAAGGCUGUUGUCACAGGAAAGAUGAAUUUCCUUGCCAGGAAUUCAGUGCUGGAUGAUAGUAUGUACUUACAUGUGGAAUGUCUUGUAGCCUCUCUUUCUUUUCUUUUUGUUAACUUAAAAAAACUAAUUUUUAAAAGAUCAUAGGGCUUAUAUUUUACUUGAAUAAUUGUUCUGCUUAAUAGUUUGUGAGAAGAGAAUUAAUCUUUGACUAGGUAGAAUUAAUUAACAGGUAAGGGGAAACAGGGUAUUCUUAGAUUAAAUAAUUUAUGUACUUUUAAACUAUUUGCAAAUGCUAUGACAUGAGUCUUUUGAGUUGUUGAUAGUAAACACAAUUAAUUGAAUUUUAAAUUGUUAGCAAAAUGAAUAACUUGAAUAAUUAUUCAAAAAUGUCCCAUAUUUCCAUUACAUAAGCAACUA
Molecule: messenger RNA, 5815 nt
Organism: Apodemus sylvaticus (European woodmouse)
Lineage: Eukaryota; Metazoa; Chordata; Mammalia; Rodentia; Muridae
Gene: Itgb8
Product: integrin subunit beta 8
Exons: 14
Coding region: 946-3249 (767 amino acids)
Biological process (GO): cell migration; integrin-mediated signaling pathway; cell adhesion mediated by integrin
Cellular component (GO): focal adhesion; cell surface; integrin complex
Molecular function (GO): integrin binding
Source: RefSeq, a predicted model, not a curated record